Messenger RNA from Hyla sarda, 7961 nucleotides. RefSeq names its product tensin 3 (gene TNS3). Bases 215 to 4750 code for a protein of 1511 amino acids. NCBI's taxonomy places the organism in Eukaryota, Metazoa, Chordata, Amphibia, Anura, Hylidae. Gene Ontology annotation, molecular function: protein binding; phosphatase activity. The record is from RefSeq and is a predicted model, not a curated record. Gene Ontology annotation, biological process: dephosphorylation. The transcript has 32 exons.
CUGCUGGGAUCAUUUUUACGCAGCCACCAACAAAUGGAGAGUACAUGACUUACUUCAAUUAAAAGAUCAAGUUUUUCUUAUUCUACAUUUGAGAAAUUCUGCAACCUCACGGAAUCGUGAGAAUCGUGCUGCGAUCGACUUGAAAAGGGAUACGGCAAUAAACCGGUUAUUCUUACAAGAUGUGGAGCAUUUAACACUGGAUUGCUGAGCUGCUAUGGAUUACUAUAUUAUCUCCCAACACAAAGAACAUGAAUUCAAGAUUCAGCCAGAAGAUAUUGCUUCAAGCUCUCACACUUUUAAGCAGAAAUAUUUCAGGAAGUCGAAGCCUUGCUCAGUCUGCAAGCAGCCUGUGAGCGACCAGGGAAUAUCAUGCCGAGUCUGCAAGUAUGUCUGUCACAAAAGAUGUGAAGUGAAGGUGGUGACUCCGUGUUCUCUUCCUGUAAACUAUGAGUUGCCUAACAAUGUUAACUCGUGUGCAAGUCAUGUGACUGAAUUGGAAUCGAACAUCUCCUCAAAAAGCUCUUCUUGUGACAAAUUGUCUCAAAACUUGGACUUUGACAGAAUCAUGGAAGAAGGUUAUGAACUUGACCUCACCUUUAUAACGGAGCGUAUUAUAUCAGUAUCGUUCCAAAGUGGCUGCUCAGAUGAAACGUACCUUCAUAAUCUCCAGGAUGUAACGCGGAUGCUUAAAUCGAAACAUGGGGACAAUUAUUUGGUAUUGAAUCUAUCAGAAAAACACUAUGACCUUUCCAAACUUAACACUAAGGUAAUGGACUUAGGUUGGCCUGAUCUGCAUGCUCCACCACUAGAUAAAAUGUGCACGAUUUGCAAGGCAAUGGAAUCAUGGCUAAACAGUGACCCUCUACACGUGGUGGUUAUUCAUUGCAGAGGUGGAAAAGGAAGAAUUGGAGUAGUAAUAUCAUCAUAUAUGCACUUUACAAAUGUAUCUGCAAGCGCUGACCAAGCUCUGGACCGUUUUGCCAUGAAGAAGUUUUUUGAUGAUAAAGUAUCCAUACUUAUGCAGCCAUCUCAAAUAAGAUAUGUCAAUUUUCUAAAUGGACUGCUGUCUGGAAUGGAAAAGAUGAAUGCGACCCCUCUCUUUUUGCAUUAUGUCAUUCUCCAUGGUAUUCCAAAUUUUGAUGCCGGUGGAUUAUGUCGCCCUUUCAUAAAAAUCUACCAGGCAAUGCAAGCUGUUUAUACAUCAGGAAUAUAUAAUGUUGGACCAGAAAACCAGAACAGAUUAAGCAUUGCUGUGGAGCCAGCUCAGCUGAUCAAGGGUGAUAUUAUGAUCAAAUGUUACCACAAGAAAUAUCGUUCUGUAACCCGUGAUGUCAUUUUCAGGCUGCAGUUUCAUACAGGGGCUGUUCAUGGUCAUCGACUGAUUUUUGGAAAAGAAGAGUUAGAUCAUGCAAACAAAGAUGCCAGAUUUCCAGAAUUUGGAAAAAUUGAAUUAGUGUUUUCAGGAACACCAGAAAAAAUUGUUGGCGCUGCAAACCUUCAGAACAACCAGGGGAUAACUAUUGACUACAAUACUUGUGAUCCUUUAAUACGCUGGGAUUCCUACGAAAAUACAAGUCUGAAUGGAGAAGUACCCCAUACCCAGGGACCUCUUGAUGGAAGUCUAUAUGCCAAAGUGAGGAAGAAAAGUCUUUCAGAUGGAUCAGUUACAGUUAUUGACCCUGAAGUUCCCAUAACAAGCAGUCCCGAUCAUAGUGAUCACACAUUAUCCGUUAGUAGUGAUUCUGGACACUCUACUGCGUCUGUUAGAACCGAACAAGCAGAAGAAAAGCUUGGAUCAAGGAGUAAGCGAGGUCUGAGUCCAAAAGAAAAGGCAGAGUUGGAUCAACUUCUAAGUGGGUUUGGGGUAAAUAACCCAACAAGCUCACUGAAGGAUAUGACCGAUGCUCAAAACAAGUAUAGUGGGACGCGCCAUAUAGUUCCUGCUCAAAUUCAUGUAAAUGGAAACACAAAACUCAAAGAAAGGGAAACUGAUAUAUUAGAUGACGAAAUGCCAAAUCAUGAUUUGCACAGCGUGGACAGCAUCGGUACUUUAUCAUCAUCAGAAGGCCAACAUUCAAACAACCUUGGUAACUUUAGCUGCCAUAAGAGUAGUCAGAAUUCUUUGCUGUCUGAUGGCUUUUGCAGUAACACUGGAGAUGAACACAGCCAUAAUUUAGUGCCUGACUUGGGUAUCAGCAUUGACCAUAUGUAUGAAAGAUCGUACACCAUUCAUGAACCAAAGCAAGUUCAACAGCCAACAGCACAACCUCCUCCCUAUGUACAGAGCAAUUACUCAACUCAAACUUGGGUACGCCAACAACAAAUGGUCAGUUCACAGCAAUACAGCUAUAGUGUAGAUAAUGAAAGCAGAUUCAGUAUACCUACUUCACUGGACUCCUCUACAUCGAACACUCCUGAAAUAUCUAAGGUGUCUGCUGUGCCUAACAAAGAUGUAGUGCAAAGGAUUAUGUCAAGCCCUGCACAGGACAUUACUCCUAAAGUCAGUAGGCAGUCAUCAUCCCAACCAACAGCAAAUGGAAUCAAUUCAAAGAGUGAAGAUAUACCAUCUUCUCCAACACUGGAUAUUGACCAGUCAAUUGAGCAGCUUAAUAAAUUAAUAUUAGAGUUGGAUCCAACGUUUGAACCGAUUCCAACUCGAAUGAACUCUAGUACAGGAAAUGCUAGCUUCCUAGCUGCUGAUGUCAACAACAGUGGUCUCCAUACCCCUUUAGGUGCAGAAAAAAGACGAAAGCUAUUUCAAGAAGGGUCACACAACAGCGGUUCACUAAGCAGAGCCAGAAAGCUUAGUUUUGGUCAGUAUGAUAAUGAUGCCUCAGAUCCACAGGGAACCAGAUAUGAAUGGAAGAGGUCUCCAGAACAAGAUUCUACACCCAGGUCAUUUGCUGCCUUGGGGCAGUCACAGUCCAAGGAGGAAACAUUUUCCAGCUACCAUGGAGAUGUGGAUGAAGUAGAUAGCAUUUUCAGUUGUCCAAGAAAUGGUAGUGAAGUUGUUCCACCUACACCAGCUUUCCCUAUUUCACCAGAAACUCCUUAUGUGCGCACACCUCCAAACUUUACUCAGAUGAUGGAGACAGGACACCAGUUCUACAGCCCUUCAGAGUUGUAUACAGCAGGGCAAGAUAUGACAAAUUACAGUGAAGGUCUUAAACAAAGAGUCCUUCCUUCUGAGAGUUCCAUUGGAACAAACUCUUCGUUCUUCAUGACUGAAUUACAAAGAUCUUCAUUGCACAGGACUGCAUCCCCUGCAACCAGAGAAGAAAGCAUUUCAGAAGUUGAAAAUCAAUGGAUGGAAAAUGCACCAAAGGCAACCCUCUCCUACCAGUCUUCACUAAAGAACAGAAAUAGGUCACCACUAGUCAGUGACUUGCAUUCAUCAGACAGAUCAGUACUGACCCAGGACUCCUCCACUGUGAAUCAGUUUCAUGUGAUAAGCUCUUCAGAUCCAGGACACACAGAUCUCCAAGAGCACUCGGCAAGCAGAAAUAUCCAGGGUUAUUUGAACUUUGACAAUCAUGUUAUUGCAAGCAAUAAUCCUCAGUUGGAUGAAAAGCAGGCAUCUCUUUUCUCAAGUGUAAAUGGUUCUCCAAAAACCGUAAUGACCACAUUGUCAUUGGAUAGUAAUAGCUCCCAAAACCAAGGCAGUCCAGUCUUACAGCAUGUAGUAAAAAAUCUCCUUUCACAACCACCUCUUCCUGAGAAAAAGAGAAUUUCUGAAGGAGAACGUUCACUUGGCUCAGUGUCUCCUUCUUCCAGUGGAUUCUCAAGUCCACACAGCGGCAGUACUAUCAGCAUUCCAUUUCCCAACGUGCUCCCUGAUUUUUCAAAGGUUUUGGGUGAAUCUCCUAUCCAAGAACAUUCAACAGAUAAACACAUGACUGUAAAAUUUGUGCAGGACACUUCCAAGUUCUGGUACAAACCUGAUAUUUCAAGAGAACAAGCUAUUGCUGUUCUUAAGGACAAGGAGCCUGGCUCAUUUAUUGUUAGAGAUAGCCAUUCCUUUAGAGGAGCAUAUGGCUUGGCUAUGAAAGUUGCUACACCACCUCCAUCAGUUGUGCAGCUGAACAAGAAAGGUGGAGAUUUGACAAAUGAACUUGUCCGUCACUUCUUAAUCGAAUGCAUUCAGAAAGGUGUCCGCUUGAAGGGAUGCCCCAAUGAACCAUAUUUUGGGAGUUUGACGGCUUUGGUUUAUCAGCAUUCGAUCACUCCACUGGCACUGCCAUGCAAAUUACUCAUCCCUGACAAAGAUCCUUUAGAAGAGAUUGCAGAGACAACUCCUCAGACUGCUGCGAACUCUGCCGCAGAGCUUCUCAAACAAGGGGCAGCUUGCAAUGUUUGGUAUCUGAAUUCAGUGGAAAUGGAGUCGCUUACAGGAUAUCAGGCCGUUCAAAAGGCACUGAGUAUAACUCAACUUCAAGACCCCCCUCCUAUUUCUACGGUGGUGCACUUCAAGGUGUCUGCUCAAGGAAUCACUCUAACAGAUAACCAACGGAAAUUAUUCUUCAGAAGACACUAUCCAGUAAAUACUGUCAUAUUCUGUGCCCUAGAUCCACAAGACAGAAAGUGGAGUAGAGAUGGACUUUCGGCAAAGGUGUUUGGCUUUGUAGCCAGAAAGGGCAAUGGCAACGACAACAUCUGUCAUCUUUUUGCUGAACACGACCCAGAGCAACCUGCUAGUGCCAUUGUGAACUUUGUCUCAAAGGUCAUGAUUGGUUCUCAGAAAAAAUUGUAGAUUUUUUGUUCAAGAAAAAAUUGUUUUGAAGGACAAUGAACCAAUCGGGUUACUUUGUAUCAUACUAAAAGCAAUUGCUGAAAUACUAAUAAUUACAAGACUGAAAGGAAAAGUAGAAAAGGAAAUAUCUUGAAAGCUGUAACAAAUAUUUCAUUACAUUUUUUCAUUACAAUUUCAUUACAUUUUUUUUUCUCAUAUUCUAAACUACUUUGGGUCAUACAGACAUUCAGUAUUAUGGUUUUAUCUUAUUGUCUCAAUUUUUCUACAGUUGCUGCAUAGAAAGCAGAUCAUGAAAAUAAUUCUUUUUGCACAGUAUAUAUAAAAAAAAUGUACCUAUGAAAUAUUAAAUAUGGCAAAUACUGUUCACAUAGCAUGCGUUAGGUCAAUACUGGCUAAUUUUUUAUUUUUGUAUCUAAAAACAAGAAUGGAUUCCUGAGAAAAUCUAUAUUUUCUAAGACCCAAUCCAAUAUUAUUGACAAAAAAUUUCCAAAAAGAUGCAGGUGUUUAAACAAGUUGUUAUACAAGCCUAUACUUGCUUAUAUAUGUUUUAAAAAUUCAUAACCCAGAGUAUCCUCAAGAUAGGUCACAAGUAUUAGAAUAAAGGAGGCUUGAUCCUGAGGCUGGGUUCACACUUCAGAAUUUAUGGGCAGACAAAAUCCCGCCAGAGAUACCGAGUACGGCCAACACCGACUGAAUCAGUCGGCACUAGGAUGGCGCAGACAUUGCUGUCCCCAUACAUUUCAAUGUCUUCAGAGUGGAUUCCACCUGAAGAAUGAACAAGUUAAUUCUUUUAGCAGCAGAAUUUCAGCAGCUGAAUGUCUGCUGCUGAAAUUCCAUAGUGUGCAUUGUGCAGCGAAAUCUCAUUAACAGCAAUAGGAUUCUGCAGCAUUGGAAUUUCCGACCGAAAUUCCUAAGUGGAAUUCCAGUCAGAAAUUCCGUAGUGUGAACCCAGCCUUAGUGCAACUGACAAUCCAAAGUGUGAAGAGGGUGUGGUGCUUGGGAAGAGUGCUACAGCCAAUUUUAUUGCUUACACAUGCCUGUGAUAUUUUUUUAGUGGCUAUGAUAGGUACUUUAGCUGUGUCUCAAUCACUUAAAUAGGACAUAACUGGAGUGUUUAGUGUAGCCACUAUGAAAAGCACAGUGUAUGCUAGUAGAAUCACUUGUAACCAUUAAAAAGGCUUCCGCUUGACUCUCUAGAGGUCUCCUUAAACAGCUGGUUGUUGGGGGUGCCAAGAGUUUGUGUCCACUGAUAUAAUAUUCAUGUCCUAUCCUGAAAAUAGGCUUUUAAUUUUUAAAACGCCCUUGAACCUAACUUAGUCUAAAGAAAGGGAAAUUUCAUUUGGAAGUAAAGUAAACGUUUAAGCAUGUUUGAUUUGGAAAAUGGUAAGUGCAAGUGGUUGAGAGAGUUGAGAAUGAUCAUAUUAUGAGGGUAGUUUUAGGAGGUUAAUGCACUAAAGGCUUAUUGUAUGUGGAACUCUGAAGGGAAUUAAGUGGGUAGUUAUUAACUGGUAAAAUGGUGGUUUUGGAAUGUUUUGUCAACUAGAUAUAUAUAUAUGCAAGGUUCAAUGAAAUUAAAGUUUUGAAAAAGUUUCAGAUGAAUAGCUUGUCACAGAAACAAAACAUGAAUUACAGUGAUGAAAAAUAUAUGUGAGGCGCAAAUAUAGUAUUUUAGUGCCAUCUGUAUCUGUAAACGGACAGCUACGAAACAACUGCAGUGCUGCAGCAAUAGUAUACAAGUUAAGAGAGAUCUGUCACUUUGAGCAUACUCUCCCAAGUAGCAUCUUAUAAAGCAGGAGGAGCUGAGUAUAGUUUUGUUAAAAAGAAGUUGGUACAAGUUUUGUUUUAUUGAGGCUAAUCCCUGCUCAUCCAGUUUUACGAGUCCUUUGGGCAGAAUGACUCCAUGAUUGAUAACCUUCCCAGUAUAACUGUCUGUCACUGAGUAGUACCGCCUACUGGACUCCUAACACAUAGUUAUAAGAGAGACAUCAGUAAAUACAGCUUGUACUGAAUCAUUUCCUUCAAAACUAUAUCUUUAUCUAUUCAGCUAUUCCUGUUAUAAUAUGCUAUAUGCCCACAAGCCUAUAUGUGAUCCUAAGCCCCCCCCCCCAGUACAUUAUAAUUAUUUUAAAUAUUUUAAAGGGCAAUAUUCUAGCCAUAUAUUUGCCAGAAUUGUUGGACACAGUACAUCCUUGUACUAAAGAGUGAUGAGAAAGAUAUUCCAGCCUCUUUGCAAAUUUCUAGUGAGAUUGUAAAGAUUUUAAUGUGAUAUUUUAUACUUUAUAUCACAUCUGUUUUUGUACGGUAUGAAGCUAUUUGCCUAAUGUUGUAUACAAUGUGUCCAUGUGUAAAGUUGCUUACUCAAGGGAUUUUGGAAGUUAUUAAUGAAUUAAUUACUCUUACGUGGUAAACAUUUCUAAGAGCAGUUUAGUUUGUCAAUGCGACUGUAUAUGUUUUUCAUUUUACAUCUACAUUUUUGCCCUGUAAAUUUUCUGUACUGAGUUGUAGCACUCACAUAUUUCUUGAUGCAGUAUGUCCUACUUCUACUUUGAUUAUACUGUCUUGUAAUUAUUUUUAUUCAGUGUUAACACAAACAUUGUUCUAUUAUUUUGUGUUAAUGUUUUCUAUUCUAAUAUAUUGGUCUUGCCAAUCCUGGGCUUCUUAUAGGCCAGCAAUCCACUUAUGGACCAAUCUGAAGUCAGUGUACUUUUUAAAAUGUUGACACGCUUUUGUAGUGUAUGCCUUCUUUUAAUGGUAUAUUACCAUGUAAUUUUUUAUAUGAAAUAUUUUAAUGCUGCACAGAAUUAACAGUAGAUGAGAAAUGUGAAUAUGGAUUCAUUUAAAUUUUCUGGUUGAAAACAAUUGACUAUUUUAGCACUUCACUUUGUAGUCUUUAUUAGUUUUUACACAGGUACUUUGAUAGUUUUUACACAGAGUAUAAAUCAAAUAUAUGCCAGUAAUCCUGCUUUAUUAGUAUACUGCUAGUACACAGUAUUAAUACAUACAAAUUUGCUAAAAACCAUAUUUAAAUAAUGCCAGUGUAUUUAUCAUCCUUUCUCAUUGCGCAUAUAUAUAUAUAUAUAUAUAUAUAUAUAUAUAUAUACUUUACUCUGCUAGUUCUUUUCUUAUAUCUUCUGUACAAAUGUAUCCACUAUGUAAAAAUGAAUGCUUUACACAUUCUUUGUAUAGUCCUUUACCAUUAAAAUAUCAACUU